Canariomyces notabilis is the source of this 1380-nucleotide messenger RNA. Its product is annotated as PGAM-domain-containing protein. The coding region runs from base 362 to 1105 and encodes 247 amino acids. NCBI's taxonomy places the organism in Eukaryota, Fungi, Ascomycota, Sordariomycetes, Sordariales, Chaetomiaceae. Gene Ontology annotation, molecular function: phosphatase activity. Gene Ontology annotation, cellular component: cytoplasm. The transcript has 3 exons. The record is from RefSeq and is a predicted model, not a curated record.
GUUUAUCAACUAAUGGACAGCUUCAUGUUUGUAGAGUUAUAUACAAGUGAUUUGCUCUGCCAGCACGCUUUAUGCAGGCUGAUUUAGGAACUUUCUUAGAGUUUUUAUUGGACACUCAGCUCGACCUUCCCAACGCUUUUGGGUCCACUGAGGCAAGCCGCCGAACGAAGUCAAAAUUCCAGGUCUGGUUGUUGUUUACUUGUCACAGCGAGGACGGAGCACUGCUGCCGUACAGGUUUUGAAACUCCAUUGAUAAGUUUUCCAACCCGCAUAUCGUGAUCUUCACUUUUUCGCCUCUUUCGACCAAUCCCCAAUUACAGCCGGACACUUAGAUAUUCAUACCUGCUGUAUCCUCACUCAAAUGCCGCCCACGCUCAUUUUAGUCCGCCACGCUCAAGCGCUUCACAAUGUAGACAGAGACUACACCAUCCACGACCCGGAGCUCUCCGAGCUGGGGCGGAAACAAUGCGAGGAACUUCACCAAAACAUCCUCUCCAGGAUAGGCCCUCACGACCUCGACGUGGGCCUCAUCAUAGUCAGCCCCAUGCGGCGAACGAUUGAGACUGCACUGCUCGCAUUCCCUGAACUUAUCGCCAAGGACGUUCCGAUAAGAGCUCACGCUGACUGGCAAGAGAACUCUUCACAGGCGUGUGACAUAGGCUCACCUCUCACCUCCUUGAAGCGCGAAUUUCCCCAGGUCGACUUCUCCCAUGUCGACCCCGUGUUCCCGGACAAGCUCUCUCCUGCCGGUGCGCGCUACGCCUCCACCCGCCGAGCCAUUCUAGCCCGGGGCCAGUCUGUCCUCCGAGAGCUGCGUGAGCGCCCGGAGAAGGCCAUCAUUGUGGUCUCGCACUCGGGGUUCCUGAGGGCGGGUGUGACGGGGCAGUGGUUCAUGAAUGCAGAUUACAGGAUAUUCGACUUUGUCGAGACACGUGGUCCCGCCGAUGGGUCGGAUGUCCCUGUGCUCAAGCAGCGGUCUGAGACCAUCAAGGGUGGGAUGGGUUGGAGUUGGGACACGACCGUGCCUUUGGGGGAUGGGCUGCCCGACGAGCUGCCGGAUGGGCUGCCGGAUGGUGUCGCGGUGAAUGCGGCGACUACCGCGUAACUUGGAGGGAUGGAGAGAAGUAGAGCAAGGCUGCGACUGCCGUGAUGAAUGAGUGGGUACUGCAUAGGAGCUCGGCAAUGGUGUUACUAGACAGCGGCACGGCAGCCUGACAUGGUCAUAGAUCACGAGGCAGGAACGAGCGCCAGGCAAGCAUGGGCAAUUGCGGUGCCCAGUUCCAGUUUGCCUUCCAGCGGAUAGACCGAUAGAGCCUGCCUCCUGCACUUAAUUACCUUACCUAAUUCGGACGAACAUGACACAGCUUUUUUGCUCUUUCU